This is a messenger RNA of Staurois parvus, 529 nucleotides long. NCBI's taxonomy places the organism in Eukaryota, Metazoa, Chordata, Amphibia, Anura, Ranidae. The record is from the annotation of a GenBank genome assembly.
AGGGACGGGGCCAGGGACAGUCAGGCUGGGAAGAAAAGAGAUGGGUGAUGCUGGAUGUCCUAAAGCCAGGAAUUGCUGCAGCUUUUAAUGCACAUUGUGAGAAGCUCACAGUGUGCAGUAACAUCAGAGGAAGCCAUUUCAGUCCAGGGGAGGAGCCGGUACACCUGUGCAAGACUGGAGAGGGAGGAGCCAGUACGCCUGUGGGGGGGGGGGGGGGAGCUGGUGCGAGUGGUGGGGGGGGGGGGGGGGGGGGGGGAGCUGGUACGCCUGUGCGAGUGGGGGGGGGGGGGGGGAGCUGGUACGCCUGUGCGAGGUGGGGGGGGGGGGGGGGAGCUGGUACGCCUGUGCGAGUGGGGGGGGGGGGGGGGGGGGGGGGGAGCUGGUACGCCUGUGGGGGGGGGGGGGGGGGGGGGGAGCUGGUACGCCUGUGCGAGGGGGGGGGGGGGGGGGGGGGGGGGAGCCGGUACGCCUGUGCGAGUGUGGAUGGGGGGAGCGGAGCCGGUACGCCUGUGCGAUUCUAGAGGGAAGG